Molecule: messenger RNA, 1359 nt
Organism: Erpetoichthys calabaricus (reedfish)
Lineage: Eukaryota; Metazoa; Chordata; Cladistia; Polypteriformes; Polypteridae
Gene: cmbl
Product: carboxymethylenebutenolidase homolog (Pseudomonas)
Exons: 6
Coding region: 140-877 (245 amino acids)
Molecular function (GO): hydrolase activity
Source: RefSeq, a predicted model, not a curated record
CGCGCAUGUCUUCAGAGGCGGGCUGCAGAGCGCGGCUGUAAGAGACGAACCCGCGUGACGAUUCCGUCUUCAAGGCUCGAGCUGCAAGGAGCGACACGGUGACGGUGCAGAGAAGGGUGCACGAGAACUGGGAUACGAGAUGGCAAAUGAAGCAAAUCCUUGCCCUUGCGACAUUGGAGACAGAAUCGAGUAUGGUGGACUAGGAAAGGAAAUACAGAUUGAACAUGUCCAAGCUUAUAUUACAAAACCUUCCGCUGACACAGAAAAAGCUGUAAUUGUAAUACAGGAUAUUUUUGGAUUUCAACUUCCUAAUACUAGAUACAUGGUUGAUAUUCUUGCUGUAAAUGGAUACACGGCCAUCUGUCCAGAUUUUUACCUUGGAAAGGAACCAUGGAAACCUACUAAUGACUGGUCACAGUUUGAAAAGUGGCGAGCAGACAAGGAUCCUACAAAAAUUAACAAAGAAGUGGAUGUGGUGCUGAAGUUUUUAAAAGACCACUGUAAUGCUAAGAGGAUUGCUGUUAUUGGAUUUUGUUGGGGUGGAGUUGCUACUCAUCAUCUGAUUCUACAGUAUCCUGAACUAAAAGCUGGGGUCUCACAUUAUGGGAUAGUGCGGGAAGGAGAAGGAAGAUAUGAUCUGAAAAGCCCGACAUUGUUUAUUUUUGCAGAAGAUGAUCAUUUCAUUCCACUUGACCAGGUUGCAUCCCUAGAAGAGAACCUAAAACAAAAAUGUCCUGUUGAUUUUAUAGUCAAAGUUUAUCCGGGUCAGACACAUGGAUUUGCCCAUCGGAAGAGAGAAGAUAUCAAUCCUCAGGAUAAACCUUUCAUUGAAGAGGCAAGGACUGAUAUGAUAAACUGGCUCAACAAAUAUGUCUGAAAAUGCAGCUGAAUCGCAAUGUGAAAUAAAAUGAAAUGACAACACCUUCUCCUCCUCUUCAAAUUAUGCAUCACAAUCUACCUUGGUAUAUGGAGUUAAGCAAUAUUCUUAAAAUGAUGAUAAGAUUUGUAGACAACCAAUUUGAAUUUUAGUAAAGCAACAAAUUAUUCAUAGUAACAUUUAAUAUAAGUUGGAAAUGAUAUGUAAUUUAUAGAGUAUAUUUGGAGUAUAUAGAGCAGGGUGAGCAAUGUCGGUCCUGGAGAGCCGCAGUGGCUGCAGGUUUUUGUUCCAACUCAGUUUCUUAAUGAGAAGUUAAUUAUUGCUGAUGAAUCACUUAUUGCUUAAGUGACAUUUUGAUGCUUCAUUUUAGUGGUCUCGCUUGUUAAGUUUCCCCACCCUUAAUUGCUUAUUUCAAUCUUCAAACAGCUGCAUUCAUUGUUUUAAUGGCUCCUUAUUAGCAAUAAAAUGUAAAUGACAACGCA